AUGCUAUUUUCCAAGAAAAAAACCUCUCUAGCAAUACACACCAAACUGAGCAUGUGCAGAGUGUCUCCACACCAUAUAUCUUAUCAGGAGAUAAGAGGGGGACACUGGAAGAAGGGGAGGAUCAGAGAAAAAGGAUCAAACAGGCUUUUUACACAAUGCAGAGGAUUAACCCCUUAGGUUCCACAGUGAGUAUAACAAGCAUGCUUUACUGCAUAUACAGACUGAUUUUACUGUUGUGGGUUUAGUAACACUUUA
Staurois parvus is the source of this 255-nucleotide messenger RNA. The record is from the annotation of a GenBank genome assembly. NCBI's taxonomy places the organism in Eukaryota, Metazoa, Chordata, Amphibia, Anura, Ranidae.